GCUUCUUUCUUUCUUGCUGUAUCCUUUUCCGAUCCCUAUGCCUCCGUGGCUCGGCAGUAUGAUGAGAGAGAUGCUCGCACUUGCUACCCUGUGCUCCGUUUGGGUACGGUUCAGCUGGCACAGCUGUCCGCGGCCUGACUCAAACUCAAAAACCAACUUUGGUCUGGUGCCGUCGGGAACUCCUUCUUGCCCCCCCCGCCGCGCUCCCCCGCCCUCGGCCGCCCGUCUUUCCCCCUUCUCCUCGGGCCUCGGUAUCCUUCGCGAUAGCGGCCGCUUCUCGGACGAGUCCUGCGACGUCUCCGUCAGGAAGCUCUACGAGUUCUGACACCCGCUUGCUCUUCCGGUGAGCAGGUGCCUGCGUGUGCUUGUGUGGUUUGUUUGCUGGAUCGGGCCAGUUUACAGUGCAGCUGCUGCCACAUCUCGCGGAGGCGUUUUUUGCUGUGGCUUGCCUCGUUGUUGUUCUGGUCCGCAUUGAGUAUGAAUCCUGUGGCUUGAGCAUCCGUUUCGUUGAACCCUACGAGUACGAAUCCUAUGCUUUCUGUUUCCAUUUCGUAACUUCUGAUUUUGUUUCAGAGCGCACGGAUUGCAUGGCAUCUGAUUUUGUCUCUUCACGUUUGUCUGUGCUCGAAGUGUGUGUGAAUGACCUGUAUGCUCGUGUUGGGACCCUGACAUGUGAGCAGAUGGGGAGGCCCGCCGCCCUCGCAGCGGCGUCGUUCAGUGCAGGACAGGUGAAGCGCCGUUUCUGGUUGUGUUCCACGUCUUCGUCGUGUCAGGUGGGGGAUUUUACUGGCCUCUGUAGUGCCGGUAUCGUCGCACUUCGUUACUGUCGUAACCGCGGCCCUGCUGGGGCGGCUCCGUGGAGGCGUGCGAGCUUCUUCGACACCAGGUGUGGGGCCUUCUUCCCCGAUGUAUGUUUCUCCUGCAUCGACAGCGGGCGUUGCUACGAUUUCCCAUUAUUUUCCGAAUGUGCUUGAGAGUGAUGUUGCCGUGGUGGAGGAUGCUCGAGUGGCCAUUGUUGAUCCCGUCCCUGAUGCCGUUCCCGAUGUAUCAGUUUCAGAUGCGAGUGCCUCGGCCCAGCUGGCGGCAACGGGCGCUACGGCGACUUCUCAUCAUUUCCGAAUGUGUCUUAGAGUGGAAUUGCUGUGGAGGUGGAGGAUGCUCGAGUGACUUUUGUUGAGCCUGUACCGGACGUCGUUCCCGAUGCCUUAGUCGGAUGCGAGCGCCUCAGUCAAUUUUGCGACAAUGGGCGCUACGAUGCCUUCACCGUCUUCUCCAGUGUGCAUGAGAAUGGUGCUGCUGUGGCGGCGGAAGGUGCUAGAGCGAGCGGUGCCGAUCCCACCCCUGAUGCCGUUCCCGCUGUACCCGCUUCGGACGCGAGUUGCUCGGUCCAUCCUCCUGCUCUUUGCGAGUGACCCCCGAGCCAUGCGUAUCAAAUCGUAGUGUUUCCGACGAGAGGUGCCUGUUGCGGAGACCCCGCCAGUGCUUGCAUCCACGGCGGAUCAUGUGGUUCAUUCUCUCCUGCCGCGGCCGUAUGUGGACUCAAGCGUGCUGCGUGCAUACUUGGGCUUGUUUCCGAAAGAAGACGAUGACGACUCGAGUGAUGAGGAGUCCGUGAAUGCACAGAGAAUUUGGGUUGUUGACUUUUUAGGAGAGUGGCAUAGGAGCGGGGUGCUUUCUUGCAAGCCUGGGCGGAACCCCUGGUGUAUGGUCACUUCCCUGACAUGUGCCAAUGCCUACAUCACAUUUCCACUGAGGAGCGAGUCGAUAUUGCCCAUCGGCGUAAGGCCUCCGUACUUGUUCAAGCUCUCUUGGAUAUCGUGGGGCCGGUGUGGCACUCCGUGUUGUAACCCGACUUCGUGCCCUGUGGUCUGUGAUGGGCGCUGUGAGUACGGCGUCAGGUCGCACGGUGUUGCCCCACAGUUCCAUGAGUGCGGCUACAGAGUGUGUCGACUGCUUCGAUGGGAACGGAGAGUGAGAGAGAAAAGGAAAACCGACCACUUUCAGUCCAAAGUGGUCGGUCAUUGUUCGGCGGCGUUUUAUGAGUAUGCUUGUGAUUGAGUCCCUGCUGUUCUUCGCUCCUCUUUCCCCCUCGCUGCUUUUGCCCCUGGGCUCACUGUGUCUCUUUGGGCCCCCCCGCUCUCCCGCCGGCUUUCCUUCGCUCCCCGCUUGCAGGGCUUAUGAGAGACAUGUGCAGUGUUAUUUUGCACAGGUAUGUGUGCACUCGUAGGUUGAUUUUAGUCUCAUGCCAUUGCCUGCCUGUUCACUGGCGCGACGUCGGUGGCGCUGGUUUCGGGGCAGCGCGGGCAACCCCAGCUACAUUUUAUCAACGAUGAAUGCUUCGAAUGUUCUCGGAGUGCGAGGCUUCUUUGAUGGAGGCCCUUCCUCUGGUGGUUGCGGCGGCGGCUCGGUUCUCGAUCUGUGCAUUCUUCCAACGCUUCCUUUUCAUCUUAGUCAUCUGGAUGGCCCCGCAUCUCCGAACGGUUUCUGGUGGUGCAGUGUUGCCCCAGAAGCCUUCCGUCUUCCGCCCUCGUGUACAGUGACCCAGGCUGAACUUCUUGCUGCAAAGCACCUCCUGAAAGGUGUGGCGGCGGUCCUUCAGGCGCUUGGCCUGUUUCGCACCAUCUGCGUUAGGCUGUGACCCGAGCGGGCCUGUACUCAAAAAUCUCGACGGAACUUCUUCUUUCUCCUCCUCGCUCCGUCUUCUUCUCGACGCUUUCCUCCAUGAAACUGCGCCCUCGCGCGCGCGGAAUGCGAGAUUGCCGCGCCCGCAUUCCACGAGGAAGCUCUAAGAGUUCCCGGCGGUAACCAAGGUUUUACUUGAAGCAGGCGGCUCUGCAACGUUUCUGUGAGGCUUUGCGCCGUGAUGGGGAGGAGGACGCGGACAUCCAGAGAACCUGUGGGCUGUGUCGGUUGAACAAGAUAAGGAUGCACCGUCUUGCAGGGUGCUGCUUCGGACAUUGGCGGUGCUUGACAUUCUACUCAAGUGGUGCUCAACGGUUGAUGGAACAACGCUUGCAGAGCCACAUUCGGAACCUUUGUGUAACCUUUUGGCCUUAACUGUGGCCUUCACCUUUGUUUCACUCUGCUUCGCCUGUGAUGCACAACGUAAACAUGAACUAGUCGGCCUCCACGGUUUCUUCGUUGGAGGGCGGUCUGUCGAAGGAUAUGCUGCUGAUCGGCUGUUGCUUUGAUCAAUGCAGUAAAACGGCAUUGUAUGGCCGUGGAACACGUUUUGGGUAGCGUUUCAACCAGCUCUUACACCAUUCUCUAACCUGUUCCUACACCUUUGCAUUCUCACAUGUUGUGCUGCAUCCUUUUCCUUGUUCCUGCAUCCUAUUCCGAUGCCUAUGUCUCAGUGGCUCGGCAGCGUGAUGAUAAGAGGUGCCUUCUCUAGCUACCCUGUGCUCCGUUUGGGAGUCUUAGGGCUCAGCUGUCACAGCUGUCCGCGCCCUGACUCAAACUCAAAAA
Prorocentrum cordatum is the source of this 3468-nucleotide messenger RNA. The record is from the annotation of a GenBank genome assembly. Lineage: Eukaryota; Dinophyceae; Prorocentrales; Prorocentraceae.